Messenger RNA from Notodromas monacha, 756 nucleotides. The record is from the annotation of a GenBank genome assembly. NCBI's taxonomy places the organism in Eukaryota, Metazoa, Arthropoda, Ostracoda, Podocopida, Cyprididae.
CCUGCCGUGGCCCGCUAAAGGAGGAUUACCUACUGCUUUACGAUCGCGCUGAAUCUACAAUCGCAUGCGAUAAAAUCUUCGUUGAUCUGCGAAAUAUGCACGUGACUCCCAUGAGUGCAGUCUGUUGUUGCGAAUGAUGCGUGAUUUUAAACCAUGUGUAUUUUACUAGUGUAACGCGACGAUAUGACGCGUUUGGAGCAUUGGUUGACGUAUCUGCUCCUUCUGGGGGUUCCGUGGCUCCUGGUCGUCUCCGGAGUGAUAUCGUCUUCAGCUUCGGAGAAAUACUCGGCUUUCAUCGUAUUCCUGCCCGUAGUAUUUCUCUUCGCUUUCGCCAGCUACGUAAUUGGACUCUUCGUGAUGAAAGUGCUACGCUUCAAUGACUGUCCGGAAGCCGCUGCAGAGCUUCGAUCGGAGAUUAAACGAGCUCGUGCCGAUCUCGCCUCGCGGGGUAUGUUCAAAGAACCGCGUGUUCCAGCGAGUCGAAAGCGGGCUUACCAACAUUUCCAAGUGUCUUCGGAGACUCAGAAACUCGUUCUUCCUUCUGGCGAAAGUACUCUGCAUAGGUAUCGUGGUGCCGGGGCUCAGUAUGCUCAAGCAGUGGCUCGUCGGCGAGAGCCCGACGGGAUUUCUAAAGUUGAAGCGUACCUUGGAGUCCGCGUGAGCAAUGGAAAUGGAAACUCCCAAAGCUGCUCUCAAGUGUCCAAGAGCUCCUUGCUCGCUGCCAUCGUGAGUUACUACAUUAUUUUUGAGUUGUGA